AUGAAGGAAGACAUGGGUAACUUCGAAACACAGUUAGAAGUUGACCAUAUCGCUCAAUUGAUCGUUGAUUUAACAAAAAUGAUGACAAUAUAUCUUUUGGUCAUUGACAAUAAAAUAAAAGAAGCCUUUAGAGAUCUCUAUAAGAAAGUCAUUGACAUGAUCAUAAGAGGUAUCAAAGAACUGGAAGACAAUGCGAAUAAAACAGAGGAAGAACUUAAAUCAAUAGCGGAACAACGUCUGAUUAUUGUUGUUAAUAAAUUCGAUCGAUUGCAUGAGUUUGUUAAUGUAUACGCAGAGAAAGGAAAUAUUAAGAGAAAUAUUCGUCAAGUUUUGGUCACCGACAAUAUACCCAUCGUGUUUACUGCUGACACAUCAUAUGCUGAAAAUUUUAACCAGAAAAAGAUGGCAGAAUUAAAGUCUCCGGAGUAUUUGAACACCGUAGACAAAUUGAAAACAGAGAUUGAUACAAAAAUCAGUCAUUUACAGAAAGAUCUUUUUAAAUAG
Didymodactylos carnosus is the source of this 504-nucleotide messenger RNA. Lineage: Eukaryota; Metazoa; Rotifera; Eurotatoria; Philodinida; Philodinidae. The record is from the annotation of a GenBank genome assembly.